GGCCCACGUCAUCACGCAGCAUCAACAGGAGCUUGAAGCAGGAUCCCAGUGGAGCAGCAGCGACUCGUCAACUCGCUGGAAAGUGACCGAUCCGAUCUCAGGGGCCGGAUCAUGGACGGUGGCUGCUGCCCGACGGAGGGAGAUGGAGCAGAGAGUGACCAGCAGCAGCCUCUCGUUCUGCAGAGGGUGGAGAAGGAGGCGGAGAGAAGCUGUCAAACCGUCCUGAGGCAUCGUGUGAAGAAACACUGCUCCUGCUCCUCGGAGAAGAUCAAAUCCAAAGUGCUCGACUUCUUCCCCAUCCUGAGAUGGAUGCCACGCUACAAGGUCAGGGACUGGCUUCUGGGCGACGCCAUGUCGGGACUCAUCGUGGGGAUCCUGUUGGUUCCCCAGUCCAUAGCUUACUCCUUAUUGGCCAGCCAGGAUCCUAUAUAUGGUCUGUACACGUCCUUCUUCGCCUCCAUCAUCUACGCCCUGUUGGGCACCUCCAGGCACAUCUCGGUGGGGAUCUUCGGCGUGCUGUGCCUGCUGGUGGGCCAGGUGGUGGACAGGGAGCUGGCUCUGGCUGGGUACCUCCCAGAAGGCAUCAGCAGUAACAACAGUCUCCUCCUGCUGGCUGGCCAGGGGAAUGGCAGCGUCGGGCUGGAAUGUGACCGGAGCUGCUACGCGAUCACAGUCGGAGCCACGCUAACCUUCACUGCCGGGAUUUACCAGGUGCUCAUGGGUAUGUUCCAGGUGGGCUUCGUCUCCGUCUACCUCUCGGACUCUCUGCUCAGCGGCUUCGCUACCGGAGCCUCUCUGACCAUCCUCACCUCGCAGGUCAAGUACCUGCUGGGGCUGAAGAUCCCCCGGUCCCAGGGCUGGUUCACCCUGUGCAAGACCUGGUUCAGCAUCGUCACCGGCCUGGGGAACACAAACCUCUGUGACCUGGUGACCAGUCUGGUGUGUUUGCUGCUACUGCUUCCAACCAAGGCUCUCAAUGAUCGCUUCAAGGCCAAGUUGAAGGCUCCGAUCCCCUUCGAGCUCUUCGUGGUGAUAAUCGCGACCCUGGCGUCUCACUUCGGCCACUUCAACACCGAGUACGGGUCGAGCGUGGCCGGGGUAAUCCCCACUGGUUUCCUUCCCCCCCAGUUGCCCCUGUGGUCUCUGAUCCCCAACGUGGCUGUCGACGCCUUCUCCAUCGCCAUCGUGGGCUUCGCCAUCACCGUGUCUCUGUCGGAAAUGUUCGCCAAGAAGCACGGCUACCUGGUGGACGCCAACCAGGAGAUGUUCGCCAUCGGCUUCUGCAACAUCCUGCCGUCGUUCUUCCGCUGCUUCACCACCAGCGCCGCUCUGACCAAGACGCUGGUGAAGGAGUCGACCGGCUGCCAGACGCAGGUGUCGGGGCUCGUCAGCGCCCUCGUCCUGUUGCUGGUGCUUCUGGUUAUUGCACCGCUCUUCUAUUCCCUCCAGAAGUGUGUCCUCGCCGUGAUCAUUGUGGUCAACCUCCGCGGGGCUCUACGGAAGUUCACGGACAUUCCUAGCAUGUGGCGCAGGAAUCGUGUGGACGCCUGCAUCUGGCUGGUCACCAUGUUCACGUCCUCGCUGGUCAACACAGAGCUGGGGCUCCUGGUCGGGAUUAUGGUGUCGGCGUUCUGCGUCCUCGGCCGGACUCAGCAGGUCCAGGUCCUGGAGCUGGGCCAGGCCUCGUCCAGGGAGCACUACGAGGACCUGUCGUCUUACCGCGGCCUCCGCACCCAUCCGGGAGUGGCGGUCUUCGGGUACCAGGCUCCCAUCUAUUACGCCAACCAGAGCCUGUUCAAGACAUCUCUUUACAACCGCGUGGGGCUCGAUCCCGUGAAGGAGAAGGCACGACGGCUAAAGCUCCUCAAGCAGCAGAAGAAGAAGAAGAGCAAACAGGAGGAGGCGGCAAAGCUGACGUCAGAAAAAGAGGAGGAAGCUGAAGGGACCGUGACCCUGAUGCUCGACGAGGAGUCGCCUCGGAACCUGCGGAGCAUAGUGAUCGACUGUAGCGCCAUCUUGUUCCUGGACACCGCUGGAGUGAGCGCUCUGAAGGAGGUUCGCAAAGAUUACGAAGAACUCGGGGUCCGGGUGGUUCUGGCCCAGUGUAGCACCUCAGUGCUGGACACUCUGGAAUCAGGGGGGUACUACCCCGACACAGGAGGAGAUGAUGGGGGGGAGAAGAAAAAGAUCUUCUUCACUAUCGCCGACGCCGUCCGAUCCGUCCAGAGUCUCCCAGCUCCCAACGGGGACUGUGACACCAAGUGCUGAGGAAACAUCUGUCCAAAUAUCCACGUUUACAUGUAUGUUUGCAGUUUACAUGUAUAUUUGUAGUUUACAUGUAUAUUUGUAGUUUACAUGUAUGUUUGCAGUUUACAUGUAUAUUUGUAGUUUACAUGUAUAUUUGUAGUUUACAUGUAUAUUUGUAGUUUACAUGUAUGUUGCAGUUUACAUGUAUAUUUGCAGUUUACAUGUAUAUUUGUAGUUUACAUGUAUGUUUGCAGUUUACAUGUAUAUUUGUAGUUUACAUGUAUAUUUGUAGUUUACAUGUAUGUUGCAGUUUACAUGUAUAUUUGCAGUUUACAUGUAUAUUUGUAGUUUACAUGUAUGUUUGCAGUUUACAUGUAUAUUUGUAGUUUACAUGUAUGUUUGCAGUGACAAUCUCACAUGAUGCAAAUCAAACAUGCAUUGUUGCCUUUGUGCCUUGUGAUGCUACUGUGGUAGCAGCGGUUAUGUAGAAUAGAUGUAAAAUAAGUUUUCAUAACAGCAAAAUAAGUUUUCAUAUUGACAAAUUAAUGCGAGAGCCGAUAUGUCGGCGAGGUUCAUAUCAGUCGGGUUCUGAUCCAGAACUGAACUUUAUUUCACCAACAAGACGACAGUUAAAAAAACUCUUCACUGAGAAACGAUGCUUAAAGGGGACAAUUUGAAAAAUAUGUUUUUAGUACAUUUUAACGAUAUUGCUGGUGGAUUAAAUCUGUACAAUCUUUCUACUGUAGUUUCACUGAACAUGUGCUGUUACAGUUACCCAUAAUGCAUUUCUCUGUUGUACCAAUGAUAAUCAAUAAUGUCUAUGGAAAGACAUGUUUACGAAGCCAUUAAGAGAUAAAUUAACACGUAUCUUAUCUUAGCUGAUGAGAUAAUAAGAGCUAAGUUUGCCUUGAGACCUUUUGCACCCUUUGUCUAUGCACUAAGCCUCCGUGCCUUCACUGAGCAGAAUCUGUCCAUGUGCGAAGUGUGAAUGUUUUCAAAUCAGGUCCGACAUCUACAAUCUGAAAACAUGUCAACAAAAACGCAUUUUCUGAACCUUUGUCGAGAUAUUUAUUAAGAACAAAGGUCAAGUGUGUAAAUGACCUUGUGAGCUGAAUGUGCCACGUGGACACACACUACUCUGUGAUGUGUGUGUUUGCUGAGUGAGAUGACUGACGUUGUUACACGCGUAGCUUUAGUUUGUGUUAUUAUAUCUCGGUCAACACAGUCGUCGCCUGUAAAAACUCUUGUGUACUCAAACUCUGUGACAAGUUACAUGGAUAUCUAAAAGUUUAAUCUUGUUGAACCUCGUGAUCGUUUUUUAUUUGUGGAAAAUUAAGUAGAAGAUCAUGAAUGUGCUGUAACAUUGAUUUGUUCGGCACUCGUGGCUCCAAAGUUAAGGUUCUGCGUCCAUUACUCUGUAUUUUGUGACACCAGAAGAAGCUCAGGGCUGGUUUCGUGUGUGUGUGUGUGUGUGUGUGUGUGUGUGUGUGUGUGUGUGUGUGUGUGUGUGUGUGUGUGUGUCAGCUAAAGUCCAAACAGCAGAAAAUCCUUCUGGAGACAGAGGGACUGUUUUCUGAAGCAGGUCAUCUGAGUGAAGGACAGUUCACAUUGAUCCUAACUCUUCACUCUUCACUCUUCAGUUCCAUUAAACAUCAGUGAAAACCAAAUAAAGAGAGAACUUUAAUCCAGAAAACUGUAAAAUGCUGUUUGUUAGAAAAGUCCUGGAUCCAGUUUGACCUUGACUCUGACCUUGUUGGAGACAUGACUGUUUUUAGCUUUAGUUCUUUCUCAAACCAAACACAUCUGUAUAUCACUUAGACACAGUUAUAUUGUCUCAUACAGUCUUAAGACGACUUUGCAGUAUAUUGUAUUGUUUUUAUUUAUUUUUGCCAAAUAUGUAACCGUGAACAGAAUCUCUGUGUCUGAGGUUUCGCGGCUGCACCAGCUUUGAUCUGCUUUGAUCUGCUUUGAUCCUGAAACCAAACAGAACACGUGUGUAAACUUUGGAUUCAGGUCUAUUUGUUGAACAUGCUACUGACACUGCUGUUUACUCCAAAGUUCAAUGAUUCUGUUUUUAGAAAUAUUAUAUUGUUAAAUAUAUAUUUACAUAUAUUAAAGACAUUUUAAAGAUAAGUUUUCUUUUCUCUUUACUGUUCAGUCUAAGUUGAACUCGAUCUUCUGUGGUUUGAAAAGUGAAAUGUAGUUUAGAAUCAAAGAUGAAAUUUCUGUCAAUUUUCUCGAUCAUCCAAAUAAAGAUAAAACAUUUCAGCGGG
Messenger RNA from Pleuronectes platessa (European plaice), 4520 nucleotides. RefSeq names its product solute carrier family 26 member 2 (gene slc26a2). NCBI's taxonomy places the organism in Eukaryota, Metazoa, Chordata, Actinopteri, Pleuronectiformes, Pleuronectidae. Gene Ontology annotation, biological process: transmembrane transport. The record is from RefSeq and is a predicted model, not a curated record. The transcript is spliced from 5 exons. Gene Ontology annotation, molecular function: chloride transmembrane transporter activity; bicarbonate transmembrane transporter activity; secondary active sulfate transmembrane transporter activity. The coding region runs from base 112 to 2268 and encodes 718 amino acids. Gene Ontology annotation, cellular component: membrane.